AUGAAAUCUAAAGACAUAAUCCUGAGUGUUGCCUUCUUCUCCCAGACAGCAAUAGGGGUUCUAGGGAAUUCCUUCCUUAUUUGUCUCUUCAUCAGUGGACGUAGGGCAAGACCUAUAGACACUAUUGUCCCUCAGCUGGCCUUGGUCAACUGUUUGAUGCUUCUUUCAAAGGGCAUCCCUCAGACAAUGGCAGCUUUGGGUCUGAUGAAUUUCCUCAAUGAAAUUGGCUGUAAAAUUAUUUUCUACCUUCACAAAGUAUCUCGGGACCUUUCCCUCAGCAUGACCUGCUUCCUGAGUGGUUUUCAGGCCAUCACCAUCAGCCCCAGCACCUCCAAUUGGGCAGGGUUUAAAGGUAGAGUGCCAAAAUACCUCCUUCCCUCCAGCCUACUCUGUUGGACUUUUCACCUGGUUUUUUCCAGCUAUAUUCCUUGGGGAAUUAAGGGGCCAAGGCAAAACAGAAACAUCACUGAGAUACAGCAUCAUGGAUAUUGUUCUCAUAAACUUCCUUCUGGAUUUCAUGCCUCAUUUGUUGCGACCUUUCUCUCCCUCCUUGAUGCUAUGUAUGUGGGACUCAUGGUCUCUUCCAGUGGCUACAUGGUGAUUCUCCUAUAUAGGCAUCACAAGAAAGUCCAGCAAAUUCACAUUACCUGCUUCUUCCCUCGAGCCUCCCCUGAGACCAGGGCCACCAAAACUAUCCUGCUUCUAGUGAGCACCUUUAUUUCUUCUUACUUAAUCAAUUGUGUCUUGACAGCAUAUAUGUCAGUUAUUAAAUCCCCACUCUGGUUGAUACAUGCCUCUGCUUUCCUGACUUCAUGUUUCCCAGCUGUUAGUCCCUAUGUGCUGAUCAGCAGUGACUCAGAAGUUCCCAGGUACCUCUAUGCUCUAUGUGGGAGGAACACCCCACAUUUUGACUAUGAUAAAAGAUUGAUAUCCUCCGUCCGAGGUGACUUGCUGAAAGCUCCAGUUAGAGGAAAUCAAUCACUAUAUCAAUGA
Messenger RNA from Trichosurus vulpecula (common brushtail), 993 nucleotides. RefSeq names its product vomeronasal type-1 receptor 4-like. Gene Ontology annotation, biological process: G protein-coupled receptor signaling pathway. The transcript has a single exon. Bases 1 to 993 code for a protein of 330 amino acids. Gene Ontology annotation, cellular component: membrane. The record is from RefSeq and is a predicted model, not a curated record. Lineage: Eukaryota; Metazoa; Chordata; Mammalia; Diprotodontia; Phalangeridae. Gene Ontology annotation, molecular function: pheromone receptor activity.